CCUCCCAAUUCCUCUGAAUUUAAUCAAUAAGGGAAAUGACCAGCCAUCAGGCGUCUUUCGGCACGCCGCGAGGACGGGUGCUUUUAUAGAAUAAGAUUAAAAAACCAAUCCAGCUUUGGACGACAAGAAAUCUAAUUGCUGAGGAAAGUAAAAAUCUUGUAAAGUAUGGAGGAAGAAAAUGAAACGGCAAAGUCUUCGAAUCAAGAAGAAUAUAAAGAAUUCGAAAGAACUCUGGUUCUCAUCAAACCGAACGCCAUUUCAAAAUCAGAAGCCAUUGAAUCUAUUAUCAAAGAGGAGGGCCUACUUAUCUUGAAGAAAAGAAGAACUUAUCUCAAACCAGAACAGGUCAGGAACUUCUUCCUGCGGUGCUUGGAUGAGGAAGACAACAAAUACUUCCGGAUCUAUAGAGACAUGAUGGCUGCUGAAGCCGCAGGAUUUUCGAAGAGCGCCGUGCCGGACAUCAGAAUAGAUGAUGCUGACACAAAAGUCGAGAACUCCGACAUAGAAGAGUACGUGGACUUCAUGACCAGCGGACCAGUAGAGCUUCUCAUCGUUGCCGGAAGAGGAGCCAUCUCCAAAUGGCUCAACUUAAUGGGUCCAGAGGAUCCAAAGAUGGCUAGAGCAUUGAAUCCUGACAGUAUUCGUGCCAAGUUUGGAGGAGAAAAUAUCUUACGAAAUGCUGUAUAUGGCAGUGAAAGUAUUGAUAAAGCAGAACAAGAAAUUAAGUAUUUUUUUCCUAAUGUAAGGUCUGAAGCUGAUGAUAAACUGAAGGCUUCCGGAGAAUAUCUCUCCAAGACGGUCAAUCCUAUUUUGUUGAAAGGCUUGAUGCAAUUGUGCAGACAGAAGCCAGACAAUCCUCUGGUGUGGUUGGCUGACUGGCUUCUGGCCAAUAAUCCAACGAAAUCCUGACGCAAUCAAAAUUCAAUGUAUUUAUGUAUUUUCGAAAUGUAGAAAAGAAGAAUAUUUAGAAAAAUAUAAAUUUUAUUCCAUCACAAUAA
Argiope bruennichi is the source of this 998-nucleotide messenger RNA. RefSeq names its product nucleoside diphosphate kinase homolog 5-like. The transcript has 2 exons. The record is from RefSeq and is a predicted model, not a curated record. Bases 166 to 909 code for a protein of 247 amino acids. NCBI's taxonomy places the organism in Eukaryota, Metazoa, Arthropoda, Arachnida, Araneae, Araneidae. Gene Ontology annotation, biological process: negative regulation of oxidative stress-induced intrinsic apoptotic signaling pathway.